Nymphaea colorata (pocket water lily) is the source of this 2893-nucleotide messenger RNA. Its product is annotated as probable beta-D-xylosidase 7. The transcript has 6 exons. Gene Ontology annotation, molecular function: xylan 1,4-beta-xylosidase activity; alpha-L-arabinofuranosidase activity. Gene Ontology annotation, biological process: xylan catabolic process; arabinan catabolic process. Gene Ontology annotation, cellular component: plant-type cell wall. The coding region runs from base 279 to 2630 and encodes 783 amino acids. The record is from RefSeq and is a predicted model, not a curated record. Lineage: Eukaryota; Viridiplantae; Streptophyta; Magnoliopsida; Nymphaeales; Nymphaeaceae.
GACACCGCUUCCUGUUUUCUAGCAAAAGGAGAUUGAGAAGGUCUGCUAGCCGAUGACCCUCCGACUCAGUAGUUUGGUAGGUGAGCAGUAGCGAGAGAGAAAGAGAGGCGCAGAGCUUGCCCCAUUUUGGUCACUGUGCAACGGCGCAAGCAUUUAGAAGGGUGUGAAGCUCAAAACUUCACACUGUGGCAGCCAUCGACUGUGCUGUCGUUAUAUAUAUCAUCAUUUGGCAUUGAACAAAGAGCAAUCGAAUCGUUUCUCGUCUCCUCCCGUUGGAAAUGGAGGAGGUUUGUUCUUUGACGAGGCAUGCUCUUCUCCGCCUCUUGUUCGCUCUCCCGCUCUUGCUGGCGGCCGCUUCCUCGAGGCCGCCUUUCGCCUGCGAUCCUGCCGAUCCCGCUACUCGUUCUCACGUUUUCUGCAGGACGUCGCUUCCCCUGGAGGUGAGGGUGCGGGACCUGGUGUCUCGGCUCACGCUGGACGAGAAGGUAACCCAGCUGGUGAACUCGGCUCCUGGGGUGCCACGGCUCGGCAUCCCUGCCUACGACUGGUGGUCGGAGUCGCUGCACGGCGUGUCUGGAAGCGGGCGAGGGAUUCACUUCGAUGGAAGCAUCAGAGCUGCUACCAGCUUCCCUCAAGUCAUCCUCACCGCUGCUUCCUUCAAUGUCCUCCAUUGGUACCAGAUUGGUCAGGCCAUUGGGUUCGAAGCCCGAGCACUGUACAACGCGGGUCAGGCCACCGGAUUGACGUUCUGGGCUCCCAACAUAAACAUUUUCAGGGACCCCAGAUGGGGGAGAGGUCAGGAGACGCCCGGCGAGGACCCUCUGACGAGCAGCAGGUAUGCGGCCGCCUACGUUAGGGGACUGCAGGGCGCCCCUCUCCAGGGCAACGGCCGCCUCGGUCCGCUUCGCGCCUCCGCUUGCUGCAAGCACUUCACCGCCUACGAUUUGGAUAACUGGAAGGGCACCACUCGCUACGUCUUCAAUGCCAUCGUUUCGGCGCAGGAUUUGGCGGACACAUACCAGCCACCGUUCCAAAGUUGCGUGGAGCAGGGUCAGGCCAGCGGCAUUAUGUGCUCGUAUAACCGCGUCAACGGUGUGCCCAGCUGCGCGGACUACAACCUCCUCUCGGCGACGGCCAGGCAACAUUGGGGCUUCAACGGGUAUAUCACAUCCGACUGCGAUGCUGUUUCCAUCAUCCACGACGCUCAAUAUUAUGCUGCCACAGCCGAAGACGCUGUUGGAGACGUCCUCAAAGCUGGCAUGGACGUGAACUGCGGCAACUAUCUGUUGCAGCACACGAAGUCCGCAGUUCAACAGGGGAAGGUCAGGGAGUCCGACCUGGACAGGGCCCUCCACAACCUCUUCUCCGUCCGCAUGCGGCUCGGCCUCUUCGACGGCGAGCCCUCCCGCCACCCUUACUUCGGCUCCAUCCAUUCCGGCCAAAUAUGCUCUCCUGCACAUCAGAACCUGGCGCUCGAGGCAGCUCGCGACGGCAUCGUGCUCCUGAAGAACUCUGGCAGACUCCUCCCGCUCUCGAGAUCGAGGGUCCGAUCGCUGGCCGUGAUUGGCCCCAAUGCCAACGACCACAAGGUGCUGGUCGGCAACUACGCCGGCCCGCCUUGUAAGGCCGUGACUCCUUUCGAGGGGCUGCAGAGAUACGUUCCUGGCGCCCAGUACUCCCCAGGCUGCGAUUCCGUUGGCUGCUCCUCCGACCACCUGAUAGGCCAAGCGGUGAGUGCGGCCAUUGGUGCAGACCAUGUGAUCCUGGUCAUGGGGCUGGACCAAACGCAGGAAAGAGAGGAGUUUGACCGCCUGAGCCUGCUGCUACCAGGGCAGCAGCAGAAGCUCAUCGAGAGAGUCGCCGCUGCAGCCAGGGUGCCCGUCGUUCUUGUGCUUCUGUGCGGCGGUCCGGUGGACGUGUCGUUUGCGAAGUACAACAGGAAGAUCGGGAGCAUCUUGUGGGCUGGUUACCCUGGUGAAGCUGGCGGCACAGCUCUCGCAGAAGUAAUCUUUGGGGAUCACAACCCCGGUGGAAGAUUGCCAAUGACUUGGUAUCCGGAAAGCUUCACCGGGGUUCCAAUGACUGACAUGAGAAUGCGGCCGGACCCGAGAACCGGCUACCCCGGCCGAACCUAUCGAUUCUACACCGGCAGAGAAGUGUUCCGAUUUGGUUCCGGUUUGAGCUACUCCACCUACUCUUACGAGUUCGUUUCCGUGACCAACCGUCCCUUGCACCUGUCCGGAAGCAGCGAGGCCGCCCGACCUGCCUCCGAGGGCGCAGCCACCGCCUACCACUACGACGUUGAGAAGCUCGGCGUCGUCGCCUGCGAUGAAAUGAGGUUCUCUGCAACCGUCAGAGUGAGCAACAAUGGUACCAUGGAUGGCCGCCAUGCGGUUCUGCUGUUCUCCCGGCGGGAUAACGAUGUUGCUGCCAUGGGCAGUCCGAAAAAGCAGUUAGCGGGCUUCCAGAGUACUCAUGUAAAAGCGGGAGAGAGGGCAGAGGUGGAGUUCGUAGUGGAGCCAUGCGAGCACUUGAGCAGCGCCAUGGAGGACGGAACCAAGAUUCUGCGAAGUGGAGCUCAUUACUUGAUUGUCGGCGACACAGAACACCAGUUGACAAUUGUAGCCUAAGCUGUACCUUGCUGACAGAUCUGGAGGUCUGAAGAGAAUAAAGUGUCGCCGGUUGGCUUCUCUGUCUGACGUCGUUCUGCAGACAGGGAGACAGAGAGUUCAAGAGUUUUUCUUGUUAUUGAUUAAAAGAAGUUGUUGAAUGGUUAUCCGGGUCACUGUUCGUGGAUGCUACGAAAGGCAUCUCGGUAGACGACACGGAAAGACAGGUGAAAAUAGUAUUAAACGGGAAAGACAGGUGAAAUAGUAUUAAACAUUGGCCUUUA